Symphalangus syndactylus (siamang) is the source of this 7171-nucleotide messenger RNA. RefSeq names its product class II major histocompatibility complex transactivator (gene CIITA). Lineage: Eukaryota; Metazoa; Chordata; Mammalia; Primates; Hylobatidae. Gene Ontology annotation, biological process: positive regulation of transcription by RNA polymerase II; positive regulation of MHC class I biosynthetic process; positive regulation of MHC class II biosynthetic process. The record is from RefSeq and is a predicted model, not a curated record. Gene Ontology annotation, molecular function: ATP binding; protein binding.
AGCUUGGCGGGCUCCUGACUGGUGACUGGUUAGUGAUGAGGCUAGUGAUGAGGCUGUGUGCUUCUGAGCUGGGCAUCCGAAGGCAUCCUUGGGGAAGCUGAGGGCUCGAGGAGGGGCUGCCAGACUCCGGGAGCUGCUGCCUGGCUGGGAUUCCUACACCAUGCGUUGCCUGGCUCCACACCCUGCUGGGUCCUACCUGUCAGAGCCCCAAGGCAGCUCACAGUGUGCCACCAUGGAGUUGGGGCCCCUAGAAGGUGGCUACCUGGAGCUUCUUAACAGCGAUGCUGACCCCCUGUGCCUCUACCACUUCUAUGACCAGAUGGACCUGGCUGGAGAAGCAGAGAUUGAGCUCUACUCAGAACCCGACACAGACACCAUCAACUGUGACCAGUUCAGUAGGCUGUUGUCUGACAUGGAAGGCGAUGAAGAGACCAGGGAGGCUUAUGCCAAUAUCGCGGAACUGGACCAGUAUGUGUUCCAGGACUCCCAGCUGGAGGGCCUGAGCAAAGACAUUUUCAUAGAGCACAUAGGACCAGAUGAAGUGAUCGGUGAGAGUAUGGAGAUGCCAGCAGAAGUUGGGCAGAAAAGUCAGAAAAGACCCUUCCCAGAGGAGCUUCCAGCAGACCUGAAGCACCGGAAGCCAGCUGAGCCCCCCACUGUGGUGACUGGCAGUUUCCUAAUGGAACCAGGGAAUGACUCCUCCACCCUGCCCUGCCUGCCACUGCCUGCUCUGUUCAACGAGGAGCCAGACUCCGGCCAGAUGUGCCUGGAGAAAACUGACCAGAUGCCCAUACCUUCCUCCAGUUCCUCAUUGAGCUGCCUGAAUCUCCCUGAGGGACCCAUCCAGUUUGUCUCCACCAUCUCCACUCUGCCCCAGGGGCUCUGGCAAAUCUCUGGGGCUGGAACAGGGGUCUCCAGUAUAUUCAUCUACCACGGUGAGGUGCCCCAGGCCAGCCAAGUACCCCCUCCCAGUGGACUCACUGUCCACGGCCUCCCAACAUCUCCAGACCGGCCAGGCUCCACCAGCCCCUUCGCUCCAUCAGCCACUGACCUGCCCAGCAUGCCUGAACCUGCCCUGACCUCCCGAGCAAACAUGACAGAGCACAAGACGUCCCCCACCCAAAGCCAGGCAGCUGGAGAGGUCUCCAACAAGCUUCCAAAAUGGCCUGAGCCGGUGGAGCAGUUCUACCGCUCACUGCAGGACACGUAUCGGGCCGAGCCCGCAGGCCCCGAUGGCAUCCUGGUGGAGGUGGAUCUGGUGCGGGCCAGGCUGGAGAGAAGCAGCAGCAAGAGCCUGGAGCGGGAACUGGCCACCCCGGACUGGGCAGAACGGCAGCUGGCCCAGGGAGGCCUGGCUGAGCUGCUGUUGGCUGCCAAAGAGCACCGGCGGCCGCGUGAGACACGAGUGAUUGCUGUGCUGGGCAAAGCUGGUCAGGGCAAGAGCUAUUGGGCUGGGGCAGUGAGCCGGGCCUGGGCUUGUGGCCGGCUUCCCCAGUACGACUUUGUCUUCUCUGUCCCCUGCCACUGCUUGAACCGUCCGGGGUAUGCCUAUCGCCUGCAGGAUCUGCUCUUCUCCCUGGGCCCACAGCCACUCGUGGCAGCCGAUGAGGUUUUCAGCCACAUCUUGAAGAGACCUGACCGUGUUCUGCUCAUCCUAGACGCCUUCGAGGAGCUGGAAGCGCAAGAUGGCUUCCUGCACAGCACGUGCGGACCGGCACCGGCGGAGCCCUGCUCCCUCCGGGGGCUGCUGGCCGGCCUUUUCCAGAAGACGCUGCUCCGAGGUUGCACCCUCCUCCUCACAGCCCGGCCCCGGGGCCGCCUGGUCCAGAGCCUGAGCAAGGCCGACACCCUAUUUGAGCUGUGCGGCUUCUCCACGGAGCAGGCCCAGGCCUACGUGAUGCGCUACUUUGAGAGCUCAGGCAUGACUGAGCACCAAGACAGAGCCCUGACGCUCCUCCGGGACCGGCCAUUUCUUCUCAGUCACAGCCACAGCCCCACUUUGUGCCGGGCAGUGUGCCAGCUCUCAGAGGCCCUGCUGGAGCUUGGGGAGGACGCCAAGCUGCCCUCCACGCUCACGGGACUCUAUGUCGGCCUGCUGGGCCGUGCAGCCCUCAACAGCCCCCCGGGGGCCCUGGCAGAGCUGGCCAAGCUGGCCUGGGAGCUGGGCCGCAGACACCAAAGUACCCUACAGGAGGACCAGUUCCCAUCCGCAGACGUGAAGAACUGGGCGAUGGCCAAAGGCUUAGUGAAACACCCCCCGGGGGCCGCUGAGUCCGAGCUGGCCUUCCCCAGCUUCCUCCUGCAAUGCUUCCUGGGGGCCCUGUGGCUGGCUCUGAAUGGCGACAUCAAGGACAAGGAGCUCCCGCAGUAUCUAGCAUUGACCCCAAGGAAGAAGAGGCCCUAUGACAACUGGCUGGAGGGCGUGCCACGCUUUCUGGCCGGGCUGAUCUUCCAGCCUCGCCCCCGCUGCCUGGGAGCCCUAGUCGGGCCAUCGGCGACUGCCUUGGCGGACAGGAAGCAGAAGGUGCUUGCGAGGUACCUGAGGCGGCUGCAGCCGGGGACCCUGCGGGCGCGGCAGCUGCUGGAGCUGCUGCACUGCGCCCACGAGGCGGAGGAGGCUGGAAUUUGGCAGCACGUGGUGCAGGAGCUCCCCGCCUGCCUCUCUUUUCUGGGCACCCGUCUCACGCCUCCUGAUGCACAUGUACUGGGCAAGGCCUUGGAGGCGGCGGGCCAAGACUUCUCCCUGGACCUCCGCAGCACUGGCAUUUGCCCCUCUGGAUUGGGGAGCCUCGUGGGACUCAGCUGUGUCACAGGUUUCAGGGCUGCCUUGAGCGACACAGUGGCGCUGUGGGAGUCCCUGCGGCAGCAUGGGGAGACCAAGCUACUUCAGGCAGCAGAGGAGAAGUUCACCAUCGAGCCUUUCAAAGUCAAGUCCCUGAAGGAUGUGGAAGACCUGGGAAAGCUUGUGCAGACUCAGAGGACGAGAAGUUCCUCGGAAGACACAGCUGGGGAGCUCCCUGCUGUUCGGGACCUAAAGAAACUGGAGUUUGCGCUGGGCCCCAUCUCAGGCCCCCAGGCUUUCCCCAAACUGGUGCGGAUCCUCACGGCCUUUUCCUCCCUGCAGCAUCUGGACCUGGAUGCACUGAGUGAGAACAAGAUUGGGGACGAGGGUGUCUCGCAGCUCUCAGCCACCUUCCCCCAGCUGAAGUCCUUGGAAACCCUCAACCUGUCCCAGAACAGCAUCACAGACCUGGGUGCCUACAAACUCGCAGAGGCCCUGCCUUCACUCGCUGCAUCCCUGCUCAGGCUAAGCUUGUACAAUAACUGCAUCUGCGACGUGGGAGCCGAGAGCCUGGCUCGUGUGCUUCCGGAUAUGGUGUCCCUCCGGGUGAUGGACGUCCAGUACAACAAGUUCACGGCUGCCGGGGCCCAGCAACUCGCUGCCAGCCUUCGGAGGUGUCCUCAUGUGGAGACACUGGCGAUGUGGACGCCCACCAUCCCAUUCAGUGUCCAGGAACACCUGCAACAGCAGGAUUCACGGAUCAGCCUGAGAUGACCCCAGCUGUGCUCUGGACAGGCACGUUCUCUGAGGACACUAACCACGCUGGACCUUGAACUGGGUGCUUGUGGACACAGCUCUUCUCCAGGCUGUAUCCCAUGAGCCUCAGCAUCCUGGCACCCAGCCCCUCCUGGUUCAGGGUUGGCCCCUGCCUGGUUGUGGAAUGAACCACGUCUUGCUCUGCUGUCAGGCACAGGCCCGGCUCCAGGCUCCUUUAGCGCCCAGUUGGAUGGAUGCCUCGUGGCAGCUGUGGUCCACCCAGGAGCCCUGAGGCCUUCCCUGAAGGACAUUGUGGACAGCCACGGCCAGGCCAGAGGGAGUGACAGAGGCAGCCCCAUUCUGCCUGCCCAGGCCCCUGCCACCCUGGGGAGAAAGUACUUCUUUUUUUUAAUUUUUAGACAGAGUCUCACUGUUGCCCAGGCUGGAGUGCAGUGGUGCGAUCUGGGCUCACUGCAACCUCCGCCUCUUGGGUUCAAGCGAUUCUCCUGCUUCAGCCUCCUGAGUAGCUGGGACUACAGGCACCCACCAUCACGUCUGGCUAAUUUUUUUAUUUUUAGUAGAGACAGGGUUUUGCCAUGUUGGCCAGGCUGGUCUCAAACUCUUGAACUCAGGUGAUCCGCCCACCUCAGCCUCCCAAAGUGGUGGGAUUACAGGCAUGAGCCACUGCACCCGGCCACAGAGAAAGUACUUCUCCACCAUGCUCUCCGACCAGACACCUUGACAGGGCACACCGGGCACUCAGAAGACACUGAUGGGCAACCCCCAGCCUGCUAAUUCCCCAGAUUACCACAGGCUGGGCUUCUGUGGCAGCUGCUUUUGUCUGUGGGACUCAAUGCACUGACUUUGUUGGCCAAGGCCAAAGCUAGGCCAGAUGCACUGGCCCUUAGCAGGGAAACAGCUAAUGGGACACUAAUGGGGCGCUGAGAGGGGAACAGAUUGGAAGCACAGCUUCAUUUCCUGUGUCUUUUUUCCACUACAUUAUAAAUGUCUCUUUAAUGUCACAGGCAGGUCCAGGGUUUGAGUUCAUACCCUGUUACCAUUUUGGGGUACCCACUGCUCUGGUUAUCUAAUACGUAACAAGCCACCCCAAAUCAUAGUGGCUUAAAACAACACACACAUUUAUUCUGCUCACGUAUCUGUCAUUUGAGCAGGGCUCAGCAGGGACAGCUCCUUCUGUCCUACUCUGUGUCAGGUGGUGCAGCUUGAGGGUUGGGCUGGGGUCACCUGAAGACUCGUUCUCCUGUAUGUCUGGCAGGCAAUGCUGGCUGUUGGCUGGGGGCCUCGGUUCCACUAAGGAAUAGUUGGCUGGGACGCCUCCAUGUGGGCUAGUUGGGCUUCCUCAUAGCAUGGUGGCUAGGUUGGACGGUGUCCCAAAAAGAGAGAGAAAAAGAGAGAGAGGAGGGGAUAGAGACCACUUUUCAUAACCUAGCCUUAGAAGUCACACAGUAUUACUUCUGCCAUAUAUAUAUAUAUUUUAAGAGGCAGGGUCUCGUUCUGUCGCCCAGUCUGGAAUGCAGUGGUAUGAUCACGGCUCAUUGCAGCCUCAACCUCCUGGGCUCAAGUGAUCCUCCCACCUCAGCCUCCCAAAUAGCUGGGACUACCGGUGUGAGUCACCAAGCCCAGCUAAUCUUUAGUUUUAUUUUUGUAGAGCCAGGGUCUCACUAUGUUGCCCAGGCAGGUCUUGAACUCCUGGCCUCAAGUGAUUUUUCUGCCUCAGCCUCCCAAAGUGCUAGGAUUAUAGGUGUGAACCACCACACCCAGCCCACUUCUGCCAUAUUUUGUUGGCCAGUGUGACAAGGAUUGCUACUCUCCUACCCACCCUCCUUUCACCACAUGUGCACAUGCAAGUGUGUGCAUGUACACACACAUACACACACACACAUACGCAUACACCAGAGCCCACCUUGGCUCAAGUCCUCUUUUCUGAGAGGACUUUUCUUUGUGGCUUCCUAUAAUUCAGUGGAAAAUUCAUUGUUUGGGGAUGAGAAAGGUUGAAGCACCAAAAGCUGUACCAAGGGGAACGUUUGCCCCUGCCUCUGACACACAGCUCUGUCCUGGGAGUGAGCUGGUUUUUAGUGGAGAUGGAGUCCCGCCUUGGCUGCAGUGAGCCCGAAAGGGACUUGGCAGCUCCGCUUUCUACCCAGCGAGCUGCCGGCAUGACUGUUGCUUUUCACUUGGGCAUAGUCUGCUCAGAAGCCCCAAUUCAAGACAGCUUAGCUUACUCCUUGUGGCAGUGGGAGCUGCCUGUUCCGCUCCAGCUCACCGGCCCCAAUGCCCACAGGAUCAGCCUGAUUCCCAAGCUCUGCUCCUCCCCUCAGCAAGUGAGAGUUGGGUGUCAAGAGGGUCUGAGGGAUCCAGACCCGGCUGCGUGGCUGAUGAUCUUUGCAGACAGGCAAGCACCUCCUGCCUCGAACUGGCUGCAAAGGGUAUCAGGUUCUGCCAUCCAGUUUCAGCUUGUAAACAGCUCAGGUGUCACCCUGCAAGGGAUCCCUGCACUUGUAGACUCUACAGAGGCCAUGGGCCUCCUGUGUGUGCAGCUACAGGAGUGAGCACUGAGGUGUGCUCUAAUCAUCCACUGUGCCAUGUGCCAGGUUUUUGGUCUGACCCACUGCUUUUGGUCUGUUUGAUGAUGAAAUGAGGUCAGAGCCUGCAGUUAUUCACAGUAAUGAUCUGUUAAUUAUAGCUACUGUUUAUUUUAUUUUUUUGAGACAGAGUUUUCACUCUUGUUGCCCACGCUGGAGUGCAGUGGCAUGAUCUUGGCUCACUGCAACCCCUGCCUCCUGGGUUCAAGCAAUUCUCCCACCUCAGCCUCCCAAGUAGCUGGGAUUACAGGCAUGCACCAGCACGCUUGGCUAAUUUUUGUAUUUUUAGUAGAGAUGGAGUUUCACCAUGUUGGCCAGGCUGAUCUCAAACUCCUGACCUCAGGUAAUCUGUCUGCCUUGGCCUCCCAAAGUGCUGGGAUUACAGGUGUGAGCCACCACACCUGGCCACUACUGUUUAUUUAAUGAGCUGACACAUGCAAGGCCCUUAUCACGGUGCAAGGGAAAUUCAAAGCGCUCAGAAAGUAUUAGCUCAACAAGUGAUGACUGUGUGCCAGACACUGUGCUAAACUCCUACUCAAGAGGGAUAAGAGUCUAGGGGCAAGUGGCAGAGACUCUAGAACAAUGUUGCCUGAGCUCAACGCCCACCUUACCACUUACUUACGCAAGCUAGUUCUCUGUGCCUCAGUCUCCUCAUUUGUACAAUGGGCAUAACCACAGCACCUUCUUUAUAGGAUUAUGUGAAGGUGUGGUGAGAUAAUAUGUUGAGAAUUAGAGCUCAGUAACAUGUUGGCUGUCAUUAUUACAUAUAUCUGUGUUUCAUUCUUGCCUCUGGCUGGAAUGUUCCUCCCAGUUCUCCAUGUGGCCGAUUUCUCAUCCUUCAGGUCUUGCCCCACUCUCCAACCCCCUCACUGGUUUAUCUUUUUCACUUAUUUAUGCAGUCUGCUCUUGUCCUAGGACAUGAGCUCCAGGAGGGCGGGAAACAUCUUGCUUUGUACACUGCUGUGCCCUCUGUACCCAGCAAGGCGCCUGUGUAUAAUAGGUGCUCAAUAAACAUAAAAUGAACAAAUAA